UAUACCAUCCAAUUCGAAUAAUAUGUCAACUGGAGAGAACGAAGAGACUGAUAAGGUGCUCAACACUACAAAAGAUGAAAUAAUUGAGAAAGCUGAAGAAGACCAUAGUCAACACUUUAAGCGUAAAACACUUCGCAUUGUUUUGAUUGGCCAGACGGGUGCUGGGAAAAGUGAAACAGGGAACACUAUAAUAGGUGCUAAAAAGUUUAAAUCUUCGCCAUCUUCAAAGUCGUGUACGGAAGUCUGCCAAAGAGAGGUCGUAGUGAAAGAAGAUGUAAUCCUAGAGGUUCUUGAUACCCCGGGUCUGUUUGACACACAUAAACCAGCCGAGGAGCUGAGGAAAGAGUUUUUAAAAUGUAUGGUAAUGAUGAAUCCUGGACCUCACGCGUUCCUUUUUAUUCUAAAGAUGGGUCGUAUUACGGAACAAGAGAAGAAGACACUUAAAUAUCUCAAAGAUAUCUUCGGUGGCGAUCAUUUUCUUAAACACACGAUUAUCGUCAUUAUUAGGAAAGAUGAUUUACAGCAGGUCGAUUCGAACACAAAAAUGACCGAAGAAGAAAUUAAUGAACGUUUUAAAGCCCUUCUUGAAAACUCGCCAGAUCUUUACUUUAUGGUUUCUAAGUGUGAAAAUAGAUGCUUUUUAGUUUCUAAUAAAGGAAGGGUGGAUGGACAAAGUCGCAUAAAACAAGCCAAUAAGCUUUUAUCACUUAUAAAGAAAAUGACAGCCGAAAACGGAGAUACGUUUUAUUGUUAUCAAUACUUCUUAGAACUCGAGGAAGAAAGGAAGUUGAAAUUGAGGAGAGAAGCUGAGCGAGAGGAAAGAGAAAGACGGUUAGAAAAAGAGAGAGAAGAGAAAGAGAAACUGGAAAAAAUCAAGGAACAGGAACUUCAACUGAAGCUGGAAAAGCUCGAACUGGAAAGGGAUAGAGAAAGAAGAAGAGCAGCCAGGGAAAAGGAAAGAUUGGAAUCUCAGUUGAGGGAGGAGAGAGCCAAACAAAAACGUGAAGAACAGAGACGAAGACAAAGAGAACGAGAAAGAUAUUUAGAAGAAUUAGAAGAGGAGAAGGAACGCGAAGAACGUCGUCGAGAACGACUGCGCAGGAAGGAAGAAUAUCGUCAGGAACAAUUGCGCACACAGUCGUCACAGUCCGAUAGCUGGGGCUGCACUGUUAUGUAG
Saccostrea echinata is the source of this 1177-nucleotide messenger RNA. Its product is annotated as GTPase IMAP family member 7-like. The transcript has a single exon. Bases 23 to 1177 code for a protein of 384 amino acids. The record is from RefSeq and is a predicted model, not a curated record. Gene Ontology annotation, molecular function: GTP binding. Lineage: Eukaryota; Metazoa; Mollusca; Bivalvia; Ostreida; Ostreidae.